AUGGGUGGAGGUGGAAAGAUCCCGUAUCCUAAGGAAGUCUGGUCCCCCGCCGGUGGUUGGUACGCCCAGCCAGGCAACUGGAGGGCCAAUACCGCUAUCAUGGGAGCCUUUGUCAUCGGCGUGGCCGCCGUCGCCUUUAGCAUCAGCGCUGACCGCGAGCAUCGCGACAAGAUGCCCGAGCCCGGUCGCUUCUUCCCUAGCCGAUACUGGAGCCGACAAAUCCGCGAACACGAGAAGCAGCAAGCAGCGCAAAACUCCUCAUGA
Messenger RNA from Penicillium diatomitis, 264 nucleotides. RefSeq lists its product as uncharacterized. Lineage: Eukaryota; Fungi; Ascomycota; Eurotiomycetes; Eurotiales; Aspergillaceae. The transcript is spliced from 3 exons. Bases 1 to 264 code for a protein of 87 amino acids. The record is from RefSeq and is a predicted model, not a curated record.